Messenger RNA from Cynoglossus semilaevis (tongue sole), 341 nucleotides. RefSeq names its product focadhesin-like. The transcript is spliced from 3 exons. The annotation marks the transcript as partial. Lineage: Eukaryota; Metazoa; Chordata; Actinopteri; Pleuronectiformes; Cynoglossidae. The record is from RefSeq and is a predicted model, not a curated record. Gene Ontology annotation, biological process: regulation of post-transcriptional gene silencing.
UUCCUCAGGACUUCAGUUACCUCCCAGAGAAAAGUAUCAUCAGAGCAGUCGUUGACUUCCUCUCAGAGGCAGGAAAGAAAGGUCCAGAGGUCUGUCCUCCAGCUAUGGUUAAAGCCGCUCUGAACUCGCUGGCCUCAGUUGGAUCCAGUUCUCAGUACCCACCUAUCAACUGGAAUUCUGUUCUCUCUCCGCUAAUGAGGCUUAGUUUCGGAGAAGAUGUGCAGCAUCAGUGUGUGGUUCUGGCUGCCUGUCAGGCUCAGUCCUCCCAGAGUGCCUCUCUCUUCUUGGGCUCCUGGCUCUCACCGCCACUAGUGCACAGUCUCAGUGUAAGUACUGUCCGA